AAAAGAAAACAAGAAAAAGAAAAGAAAAUUUGAUUCAGAAAUCAGAUUUAACGGAGCUAGGUUAAAGUUGGUAGAGAAAGUGAGAGAGAUUUUCGAGCAGCAAUUUCCAAAUCGUUACAAUGUCAAAGCUUUCGAGCACGUUGACGAACUUGAAGUUCAUGCAAAGGGCAGCUGCGAGAGAGGAGAAAAUUGAGAAAGUUGAAGAAGAGGUUAAACCUGAUGUCAGUUUUGGUUCAACCUCAACGGUUUCUAGAAGAUGUGUGGUCAUAGUGGAAGGUGAUCCUCAUCCCGGAGCAUUUAAAGGUCGAAUGUCUUUUCAAAGUUUUAAUCCAAAAGUUGAUAAAUUAAAUGAGGAAGAAGUAGGACUUAAUCAGCCCGUAGCCAAAACUAGCAUUUCUAAAAAUAAAAAUGCAAAUGUAUCUGUUAGAGAAAAUAACUCUUCAGGAGAAGAUACAGAAUACGAUAACACGAGUGAAAAGAGUAAUGGCAGUGUUAAAAGGAAGCAGUCUGAAGUAAUUAAUGAACAACAUUAUCCUAACAAAUCACCCAAGAAUGAUCAAGGAAACAAACCGUCAUCUUCAAACAAUGGUUUGGGCUCUUUCAAAAAACCAUCUGUAGAUAAGCUAGACUGGAAUGUUCUUAGAUCAUCUGGUGUCAAGCAAAAGAGAUGAGUUUGUUGAUUGAUGUAGUUCAUACAAAUUAAGAUAGGUUUUGUUUUGUCUAAGGCCCCAGGCUUUUAUGUCUGUAUUUGUUGUUCUAUUAGCCUAUUUUCUAUGAGAUUUGACUUCUAUAUAGCAAGGAGUGUAAUUCAAAAGGUAAAGUGUAAGGUUUGAAGUAUUUUUACAACAUCUAAAGGCUUGAACAUUGAUUUCAAAUGAGGAAUCAAAUCAUUUUCAGUA
Molecule: messenger RNA, 899 nt
Organism: Vicia villosa (hairy vetch)
Lineage: Eukaryota; Viridiplantae; Streptophyta; Magnoliopsida; Fabales; Fabaceae
Exons: 5
Coding region: 120-671 (183 amino acids)
Biological process (GO): maturation of 5.8S rRNA
Source: RefSeq, a predicted model, not a curated record